This is a messenger RNA of Stylonychia lemnae, 834 nucleotides long. The record is from the annotation of a GenBank genome assembly. NCBI's taxonomy places the organism in Eukaryota, Ciliophora, Spirotrichea, Sporadotrichida, Oxytrichidae.
AUGAUUCAUUAGUCCUUUCUUGUGACACAUGAGAGAUAAUACGCAAAGACAAGCUUCCAAAAGAAAAUGUUUCUACUCUUUUCAAUGAAUUGGAGAUACUACAAUUACAUCAAGGUUAAUGCCAGAUGCUACAAUGGCAUGGUAUUAGUAGUGGCUAUUAUAUAUAAUACCUUUAAUUUAUACGCGAUCGGAAAUUAAUAUAGAUCAAAACAGGGUCAAGGCUUAACAAUCUCUCAGUAAUUUUAUCUAAUCUCAACUCUGAUAUCUCUAAGCUUUAUCGUGCACAUUUUCCUCAUUUAUUUGAUAAGAUUCGUUAUUUUGAUAAUAACUAUGCUUUUGAUGACACCAGUAGUAUUUAUUUUUAAUAAAAUAAGUGGAAAAAACUACCCUUAUAAUGGAACUGAAAGAUUUGAUAACAUCCAGCAAGUAUAGCAUCAUGAUGGAUCUGGAUAACAGUAAAGAUAAGACAUCUAAAAUAAUAAUAUAAAUAAUGCAGAAAUUGUAAAUGGAGUGCAAAUAGAAUUGGUCAGCAUAGGAUCAACUUCAGUAAUAAUAGAAAAUAAGAAAGGAGUUGAAGAAGUAGUAAAGAGAAUUCCUAGAGAAAUUAAUCAGAUGUAUAUUAAGGAUGGUUAUAUAGAAAUCUAAUGUGCAAUAUGCUGUGAGACUAUUCAAAGCACCAAAGAGAAUUUCGAAAGGGACAAAAGGAAAGCAGGAUUAGUAGAACUAGAUUGCAAUAGUCAGCACAUAUUUCAUAAUAAAUGCAUAAGUGCUUGGCUUAGAACCAAGAAUCAGUGCCCUCUUUGCAGGCAGAAAGUAUUAAUCCUUUUGGACUGA